This is a messenger RNA of Strongylocentrotus purpuratus (purple sea urchin), 6546 nucleotides long. RefSeq names its product sodium bicarbonate cotransporter 3. The record is from RefSeq and is a predicted model, not a curated record. The transcript is spliced from 23 exons. Gene Ontology annotation, biological process: monoatomic anion transport; bicarbonate transport; transmembrane transport. Bases 448 to 3900 code for a protein of 1150 amino acids. Lineage: Eukaryota; Metazoa; Echinodermata; Echinoidea; Camarodonta; Strongylocentrotidae. Gene Ontology annotation, molecular function: sodium:bicarbonate symporter activity; monoatomic anion transmembrane transporter activity; solute:inorganic anion antiporter activity. Gene Ontology annotation, cellular component: plasma membrane.
UACCCGUUUCAGUCAUAGCCUUUUGUAGUAGGCGAGCAGGCUCGGCUAGCUAUACCAGAAAACGGGGGCCUCUUGUCAUUUGUGAAAAGAUUCAAAACCGAGGUGUAGUUAGCGGAGAGCCCACUUCGAAAGCCAAGCAGUGGACGAUUAACACCCAGUGGGAAGCCUCCUACUCCUCAUCACUCUUCCCCAUUUCCCCCUUUGCUUCUCUGAGUCUGAGAGAAAGAAAGAUAGAGGUAGACACUGACGGAGUUGGUUGGUAGAUCCACUGGCUGAAUUGUCGAAGUCUUAUUCCUGCCUUUUUGCACUCGGUGAAUAUCUUCAGUGCCUCUGCUCACAACCAUCUCACAGGAUUCUUACGGUUGUCACCCUUCCCUAUUGUCACAGGACAGAGGGUUGUUGCAAGAAUCACCGGUAUCAUCUCGAAUCCGAAGAGCUCGGGGCAACAUGAACGGGCCUGUCGGAGACGACACAGACGUGGUGGUGGAUACGGGAGCUGGACGAGCCAGUCGACACAUCGACAACAAGGACAUAUCAAACCACCGAUCAGGAGAGAUGUACGCAGGUACUGAUGGACCGGACCGGAAGAAAGGUCACCAGAACGGUCAUGCUAACCCGGUCAGCAACGGACCAAACUCCCCACAGAGUCCAGCGGCCCAAAUGAACUUUGAAAACGAGGUUGGAGAGACCCCAUUACAGCGUGUGCAGUUCUUGUUGGGUGGUGAUGGAGAGGGUCGUCAGAAGGACACUCCACCAGUCUACUCUGAAAUGGAAGAGUUGUUUUAUGAUAAAGAGGGUCGUUUACUCGAAUGGAAAGAAACUGCAAGAUGGGUGAAGUACGAGGAGAACGUCGAGCACGGGGCCGGCCGUUGGAGUAAGCCUCACGUCGCCACCCUAUCCCUUCACAGUCUCUUCGAGCUCAGGAAGUUCAUCAGGAACGGUGGGGUCCAACUCGACAUGGUGGCAGACGAUCUGGAACAAAUCAUUGAUCUCGCACUGGACAACCUGGUUGCCACAAACGUCUUGGAGGAGGACCAGCGAAUCAUCGCUCGCGAAGCUCUCCUUACCCGUCAUCGUCACCACAAACAGAAGAAGAAGAAGGAGCCCGAAAACAAAGCCUACAACAAAGGUCGCAGAAAAAGCAGCAUGUUCCCGGGUAUGGACCGCGCCAUGUCCGAUAUCGGCCGCAGCCAAUCCACCGGAAACAACACAGUCAGCAUGGAACAAGAAGCACAAGAAAAGGAUGGAGAGAUGAGGAAAAACUCAAGCGCCAAUGCUCUGUCGAAGAUGCCCGAUGGCGCCCGAACCGAGAGCCGAGGGUCUGUCGGCAGAGUCGGCACAUCGGACAGCCUCGAUCAGAAGGAGAAAGAGGUUAAGAAUGAGAAGGCGAAGUUCCUUCGUAAGAUCCCAGCUGGUGCCGAGGCUUCCAAUGUACUCGUGGGCGAAGUCGACUUCGUUGAGAAGCCCAUGGUCGCCUUCAUCCGCCUCAACGAAGGCAAGGUGUUAUCGGAGAUUACCGAAGUGCCCAUCCCGACCCGUUUCGUCUUCCUACUGCUCGGGCCACCUACAACUGACAAGAAGAAGUACCGUGAAAUCGGUCGUUGCAUGGCAACCCUUAUGACAGACGAUGUCUUCCACGAAGUGGCCUACAAAGCAAGAGACAGGGAAGAUCUGCUAGCUGGUCUGGAUGAGUUCUUAGAACAGGUCACUGUACUUCCUCCAGGUACCUGGGAUCCUAACAUCCGUAUCGAGCCUCCCAAGCAGACACUAUCCUCUGAAAUGAGGAGACAAUCUCAGCACUUCACCCAUCCAAUCGACAUCAUCAAGGAAGAAGAAGAAGACAAGGUCGAGCUAGCAAGAACAGGAAGACUAUUCGGUGGUCUCAUCAACGACAUCAAGAAGAAAGCACCCUUCUACUGGAGCGAAUAUUACCACGCCCUCAACAUACAAUGUUUGGCCUCCUUCGUCUUCAUGUACAUCGCCUGCAUCACUCCCAUCAUCACCUUUGGUGGGUUGCUAGGCGAUGCCACCGAGGACUAUAUCGCGGCCUUUGAGAGUUUGAUUGGAGCGGCUAUCUGUGGAGUUGUCUAUCAUAUCUUCUCUGGUCAACCUCUCACGAUUAUUGGUAGUACGGGACCCAUCCUCAUCUUUGAAACCAUCAUGUACCAACUCUGCGGAUCGUUUGGGAUUGAUUACAUCUCGUUCCGUGUUUGGAUCGGGUUCUGGACCUGUGUUAUCUGUAUCGUGUUGGUUGCUACGGACGCUAGUGCCUUGGUUCGUUACUUCACCCGAUUCACCGAAGAAGCCUUCUCUUCUCUCAUAUCCUUCAUCUUCAUUGUGGAGGCCUUUGAGAACCUGUUUGAGAUCAGCCACGAGUACCCAAUCAAGACUCAUGUGAAACUGGGCGAGUACUUCGAAGAGCACUCCACGAACGUUACCGACAUGUGCAUGUGCGAGUACGAGAACGAGACCAUCGAUCCCGCCAUGUACAACUGGACAGAAAAACUCACCGAGGAGGACUGCAAGACCGUCAACGGGACCCUUGUCGGAGACUGUGAAACCCAUCACGAAGCUGUCCCGGAUGUGUUCUUGUUCUCUUGCGCCCUCUUCUUUGGCACCUUCGUCCUCUCCUACGCCCUCAAGAACUUCCGCAACGCCAACUUCUUCCCCACCAAGGUUCGCUACAUCAUCAGUGACUUUGGAGUCUUCAUGGCUUUCCUGGCUAUGACUGGAAUUGAUAUCUGGGUCGGCAUCCCCACCCCCAAGCUCACUGUACCAGAUACAUUCAGGCCUACCCGCGCAGACCGUGGAUGGGUCAUCCCUCUCUUCAACAACCCAUGGUGGACUUACUUCGCAGCCAUCGUCCCGGCCCUUCUCUGUUCCAUCCUCAUCUUCAUGGACCAACAGAUCACUGCCGUCAUCGUCAACCGUCGAGAGAACAAACUUAAGAAAGGAUUCGGCUACCAUCUCGAUCUGCUCGUCAUCGCCAUCCUCCUCUUCGUCAUGUCCGUGCUUGGUAUGCCCUGGUUCGUCGCCGCUACCGUUCUCUCCAUCAACCACGUCGACAGCUUGCGUGUCAUGUCCGAUACCACCAUCCCCGGAGAACCCCCUAAGGUCGUAGGAUGCAGGGAGCAGCGUAUUACAGGUAUCCUUGUGUUUGCCAUGAUCGGUAUAUCCAGUCUGCUGACUUCAGUUCUUAAGUUCAUCCCCAUGCCCGUACUCUUUGGUGUCUUCUUGUAUAUGGGUAUCUCAUCUCUGCGUGGCGUACAGUUCGUGGACCGUAUGAUGUUGUACCUGAUCCCAGCCAAACAUCAGCCUGACUAUGUCUAUCUGCGUCAUGUCAAGCUAUGGAGGGUCCAUCUCUUCACACUGGUCCAACUCACCUGCCUGGUCCUGCUCUGGCUCAUCAAGACAUCCAAGGCUUCCAUCGUCUUCCCUCUCAUGGUAUUGGCUGUUGUGUUUGUUCGUAAACUCCUGGAAUUCGUCUUCACUCAAUACGAACUGAAUGUACUUGAUGACGUCAUCCCUGAGAGUCAGAAGCGCGCCAAGGAUGAUGAGGAAAAACAUCUCGAGGAUCAACGCGAGCAGGUGACCCGUGCUCGUACCGGUACACUCACCAUCGCUCUGGAGAGCGGUCAGACACUGACCGUGCCCGCGGAGAAGGUCACGUACAACCCACGUGACUCGGAACCGAACUCUGACUUUGAGACGGCCAAGGCACUCAGCAAGCUCAGCGGAUCACCGCUACCAACGGUUCGCAACCGUCGCGCGGCGUCUAAAACAAUCAAGGAUCCUGAAGCGAAUCCGGGAGCGAACACCGAAGAAGGAAUCGACCUCCCCAGUGGUACCGGUACCUCAAGUUUCGGUGUUCAGGCUGACAUGGACGAUACGCGAUUUUAAAGAAAGAGAGACAUAACAAAAAUCCCUGCUGAAAUGGAGGUGCUUUCAAGUUUGUUGUUGACUAUUCUCUGGUGUUAACCUGAAAUCCACGGUUUAAAAGAUCGUGUUAGAAUGUACUUCUGGAUUCACAUGUUGGCUUUGGUAUUUGGUGUAAUAUAGAUGCCCCAACACCCCCCCCCCCCCCCUCCCCACAAGAAAAGUAAAAACAUAGGUUGAUCUAACACCAAAGUUCUUGGUCUACAUUUGGCUACAUUUGAUGAUAACACCAUCCAAAAUUCUUUUCAAUUUUCAUCUCAAUACCGACUAAAUCCUAGCAAUCUAGCAAGAUGGCAGACUGUUGUGUGUUGUUCAAUUUGAUUUUACACCAGACUUCAGGAAAAAAACACCCUACUUGAAAUCACCCUAAAUAUGAUUACAUUAAUCAUAUCCUGAUCAAUGCGAGUUCUCCAGAAGUCGAAGGAUAAUAACGACUAUCAAAGUCGAUUGGAUUUGAAUUAGAUUAAUCAAUAAAUGGUAUAUUCUUUUCUUCCGGAUUAUCUCGUUGAAAAAAAUAGCAUAUCAAGUGCAGUAUCAUGUGUUUCGUGAUUUUGUAUUCUUAUUUGAAUUCACAAAUUAAUUGAAUUUCACACUAUUUCGGCUUCCAUGUUAAUCAAAUAUUGUAUUCAUUUUAAUUUCAUUUCACUCGUGUGUGAAAUCAUAUUUAUCGCCACUUCGCUAUAUCAGAAAAAAAAGAAGCAUUUAUUGAAUUUGGAAACGGUAUUCAUGUGGUUAUACUACUAUGGCGUUUAGUUUGUUUUAGAUAUUCGAAAUGACAUGAAAUAUGGUGUGUGCUUUGUGCGUAGAUAUCCGUUUUGUGAAAUAAUUAUAUUUGCCUUUCUCUCAAUUCAUAUGACGUAUAACGGAUGAAAUUUUAAAUUUGUUAACGAGUCACUAACUUCUCUGCGCGAUCUUCAUGUUCAUGUUUUUCUCGUGUAAAUAUUCACCAGCACAAAAUAAAAAUGUCAAGAACAAAAUUUCACGCCGUGAUACUAUGCAAAAAGAUGACAUUGUAUGUAUAAUGAAAUUUAAUGAAUUCACGUGUGUAUUGAGUCUUUCUUAUGAUUAGUCUUUCAAAGCAAUUUAAAACAAAUUCAAUAAUGAAUGCAAUGCUAUAUUUUUCUAUUUCUAUUUGAUGAUUUUGUGAGUUACGAAACAUAAAUGCCAAUGUCUUUCUGAAGAUUUGUUUUAGAAUUGUCCAUGAUUAAAACAUUCAUUCCAAUACACUACUUGAAUACUUUAAAUACAUGUAACAUUCAUCUUCCAUAGUGAUUUUAAGGUGCUGAGUACAAUAAAUGUUUUAUUUUGCAAUAUUUUGAAUAAAAUGUGCUGCAGUAAACCAGAAUUGAAUCAUGAAUUGAUUUUCAACAAAUAAUGCACUUCAGAGCAGUUGCAAUUGUAAUUAUAGAAUGAUAAAAGCGGAAUAAUUUAAUUUGUAUUAGAUAGCUUUACCGUUUUUAAUGAUCAUUAACGUUUUUAACUUAUUUCUCUCAUUAAUCUUGUUGGCCCAUACCCAUUAAUGUCAUUAUUUGCUUUUACUGUCGAAGUAUAUUUUCUAUUUGCUCGGUGAUAUUAUUUUAGUAGUAUACCGUAUGGUUUUAGCUGUCUUGAAAUAUUCGCUUUUUACCCAUGUUUUCUAUGUUUACCAAUAAUGUUUGCUUUAUCGAGAAAAUUACACUUCCAAUAAGUGCCUUGUUUAUGAUUUUUGUAGAUAUUUUAUCGAACGAAAUCAAAAUUCUUAAAAGUGAAAUUGACCUCAUGGUCCUAAAAGUAAAAUUGAAAUCAUUAGAAAUAUAUAUUUGUUCUCUUAUACGUAAAUAUGUAUGUUGCAUUGUAUACAUUUGAGAUGAUAGUAUGGCUAAAAGUGGUAUUCAUGGAACUUUUUAGAGUAACUGAUUGUUUGAUGGUAAACCGAUUUUAAGAUGAAAUAAUAUUUGGUCCUGCAUCGCUCAUUUUAAGGUUAUGUAUAUGCACUGUUGAUAAAUGUAUGUUUCUUUUUUUAUUACUAAAUGUAUUUGAACGCUCAAAGAUACCUUAAUUUCUGUAAUGAAUAUCGUGAUGUUUGAGAGUGUGACCGUAAGCUAAAUUAGUGUUAACAUUAAAGUAUUGGAAACGGUGAAUGGAGAUAAAUAUGUGAAGAUUAAAUGAAAUAAAAAAACAUUUUAAGAGAUUAUUUUACCUUUUUUUGGUACAAAAUAUUUGUAUUAUAGCAAAAAGCAAGCGAUGGAAUGUUGAGGGGUAGGUGUUACGCAGUAAAUUGCUGGAUGCGAAUAUCAGCAAUUUUAAAUGUGUUUAGUGACAUUUCUUAACUUUUUUUUUUACUAUUCUAUAAUUGUACACAGUCCACACCUCUCACGUUAUAGUGAACAAUUUGAUGCAUGUUGAAAUAAUGUAACAUAAUUCCGUUAUUACAAAACUUUACGUUUUUCUGGCGCCGCAAAGGGGAUAUCAAGGUGGAGCUUUGAAUUUGAGUGGUAAGUGGUAUAUGUUUGGCGCUUAUGUCGUAAGCGGGCUUACAGUAAAAAGACAACCCCUGGUCUUCUUUGUAUUCUUGUACGAUUAGUGAGUCUUUAUUUUUACAGCAAUUAAAGAGGCAUUGAUAAAACAAAA